Camelina sativa (false flax) is the source of this 1617-nucleotide messenger RNA. The record is from RefSeq and is a predicted model, not a curated record. NCBI's taxonomy places the organism in Eukaryota, Viridiplantae, Streptophyta, Magnoliopsida, Brassicales, Brassicaceae.
AUGGAGAUUGCUAAGAAGAAACUCUCGGAGAAUGAUUACGAUGGUGCAAAGAACUUCAUUAACAAGGCUCAGCUGUUAGGAGGAGAGGCUGAUUGGUACAAGAUUCUUGGCGUCGAUCCUUUAGCGGAUGAAGAAGCAGUGAAGAAAACUUACAAGCAGUUAGCUCUUUUGCUUCAUCCGGACAAGAACAAGUUUGAUGGUGCGGAAGGCGCCUUUAAGCUGGUUUUAGAAGCUUGGUGUUUGUUAUCUGAUAAGUACAAGAAGUUAGCACUUUUGCUUCAUCCGGACAAGAACAAGCUUAAUGGCUCAGAAGGUGCCUUUACGCUGGUUACAGAAGUUGGUGUAUGUAUGUUAUCUGAUAAGUUUACCGAGAUGCAGAAACAACCAUACCCGCAUAAGCCUGCUUCGAGUGGGAUGCAAAAACCACCAAAUCCGUGUUGUGGAUCGGAUUUAAGUCUAAAUCGUUUAAAACAAAUGGAUUUGCAGUUUGUAACUCGUAAUGUUAAGAUUGAAUGUAUUGAAGCGAAUGAGGAAGGUGAUGGAGAAACUCAAGGAACGGUUCAGGGUGACUGGGAAAAAGCUGAUGCUUGGGAAGAGUUUGUACCGGUAGGUACAGGGGAAGAUGGCAGAGGAAGGAGUAGUUGUAUCCAUUGGGGUAAGGUUUUGGUGACACCUCGUAUAUCAUCAAAUCUGUGGCGCCAUUUACGAUGUUGUCCAAGGAAGCCUCAAACUAAAACUGGAGGCAAUGAGGAACAAGGUAGACUGAUUCAUGAUCAAAAUUAUAAUGUGGUCAGUUCCGAAUCUAACAGUGACAGAGAAGGAUUGCGCAACAACACUCACUUGAAAAAGAGGCAACGUAGUAGUUCAGCGAUGCUGCUUGGUCUGGAUGUUCUGGACUGUCCCAUUUGCUUCGAGGCAUUGACUAUUCCAAUCUUUCAGUGUGAGAAUGGGCAUUUGGCUUGCACCUCUUGCUGUCCCAAACUGAGUAAUAAGUGCCCUUCAUGUGCUUCGCCUGUUGGCCACAAUCGCUGCAGAGCAAUGGAGAGUGUUCUCGAAUCAGUCUUUGUCCCUUGCCGUAACGCCAAGUUUGGAUGCACCAAGAUCGUAUCUUAUGCGAAAGAAUCAAUCCAUGAAAAGGAAUGCACUUUUACUCAAUGCUCCUGCCCUGCAUUGGAAUGCAGUUACACUGGAUCAUAUGAUAACAUCUACACUCACUUUGUUGAUAACCACUGUCACGAAUCCAAAUCUGUGUCCUUUGUUUGCGGUAGUGCAGUUGAUGUUCAGAUGAACAUAGCUAGCGAGAAGAGUUUAGUACUUUGGGAAUCUAAGAAGAGACUAUUGUUUGCACUGCAAUGUUUCAAUGAGCCGGAUGGUUUGUAUGUGACUGUUAGAUGGAUUGCACCAUCUGCUCCCGAACUAGGUAAGCUUGCAUACUGUCUCUACUACUCUAUGGAUGGACACACUCUUACUUAUAAAUCACCAGAAGUGAAGAGAGUUCUUGAAGUGAGCUCUGAAACCCCUCAAGACAAUUUCAUGUUUGUCCCUCACUCUCUAUUGCGUGGUGAAUCGUUGGAGAUGAAGAUUACCAUCGGACUGAAGGUUUCUGCGAGCUCAUAA